Molecule: messenger RNA, 3109 nt
Organism: Physeter macrocephalus (sperm whale)
Lineage: Eukaryota; Metazoa; Chordata; Mammalia; Artiodactyla; Physeteridae
Exons: 4
Coding region: 1-699 (232 amino acids)
Source: RefSeq, a predicted model, not a curated record
AUGGAGCAUGUCCCAUGGGGCCCUGUGGCCGCUGAGAGGACUCUGGCUGUUCUCUGGAUGAGAUUGCUCCUGGAGCUUCAGUUUCCUGGAACAGAGGGCUGCACCCCUCGUCUGGGCCCCCAGAGGCCCCGAGCAGAGCAGAGGAGCUGGCGGUGGAGCAGAUCAAGUCCUGGGCACAGCAGCUCCAGCUCACUCGCCGGGCUUCUGCAGGCCCGGGGCGUGGAGCCAGCAGGCUGGAGCCAGGCGGCCUCCCGGGCCUCCUCACAGCCGCUUUUGAUAAAGCCCCUCUGUGCACAGGGUGGGGGGGCCCGGCCGGCUGGAGCCAGCUCACAUCUGGAGGCCAGCACAGGCCUGGGGCAGCCGGCGCGGCUGACAGCGGCGCCACCCCGAGCCACACGCCCGGCACUGGGUAAACAGCCCCGCGCCCACCCAGCAGCUCACCUUUCGCCCACAAGGCUGCCUUUCUUCUCGGACCCAGGACGAGGCCACCACGAACAUUCCUCCCGGCACAGGGCAGAACGGGCCGCUGACCUCGAGGCUGGGCCGAAAUCUGAAUCCAGUGAGGCCCUCACUGUGUCCUGUUGCCUCCCUGACGGUGCACGGACAACAGCACAGUUCCUGGUGGUGGGUCAGGCCUCUGUGGACCCCCUCGAGUCCUGGAAGAUGACCGUGUCUGCGGGCUUGGGGAGACGGAGAUGAGAGUGUAGACUGAACAGCUCUCCAACUCCAGACUUUGAGUCAGGAUCCUGAGGUACUUAGAAGGAAAUGACAAGCAGCCUCAUUUACAAUUGAAGGAAACUGAGGUACAACAACAAAAUAAUAAAAUCUAAUGCUUACUGAGCUCUUACUCCAAGCCAGGCACAGUGCUAAGCCCUUUGACCCAGCCUUUGACCCAGGUUCUUUCAUUUAAUCCUCCCAACGAUUAUCACUGUCGGAAGCUAAUACCGUGACCCCUAUUUUACAAGUGUGGAAAUGAAGACUCAGGUGGUAAGUCAAGACCAUGCCUCCUGUUAAUGGAGGAUCUGGGAUGAGCAUGCAGAUCUGGCUUCAGAACCCAGAAUCAUAAACCUGGCACUUCCUGAGGGGAGGUGGGGGUAGGAGGGAAGGGAUGGGGGACACCUGGGAGAGACUGACGAUAAGCCCUUGUCUGGGGGCUAAGGGCAGUGGAAUAAAUAAUUGCAAGAGUGAGGGACCCAGGGUCAGUUCCAUGUUCUUCCUACCCUGGAUGGCCCCGGGCAGUUUGGAGAACCCCAAUUCUAGCCCACCCCAGCAACCUAGAAUUUACUCUGCUUCGUUCAUUCAUUUAUUCAUUCAUUCAAUCAUUCAGUCAACAGAAAACAAAAUACAGGAUGACACAGAUCAAAUAUAUCCCUGUAAACAAUAAAUGUAAAUGGGUUGAAUGGGUCUAUUAAAAAACAAAGACUCUCAUAUUAGAUCAAAAAUCAAAAUCUAUUCAUUUAUUCAUGGGCCAAAUAUUUAUUAAAUGCCUAAAAGAUUCAAGGUCCUGUUUUAGAUUCUAAUGAUAGAAUGUAAAAAUAAAAUUUCUGUUAAAGAAGGAAAAACACUGGGAAAAGGAGAUCCAGGGAGAGAGAUCUGAAGGUGCAAAAACUGUGAGGCUGCAAUGAGUUGGAGGAUGGAGGAGCCGAAAAGGGGCCGGUGUGGUUGGAGAAGAGCACUAGUGAGCAAGCGUCGGGGGGUGAGGCAGGCAAGGCCUGCCAGGUCAGGUCCGGAGAGCAGAGGCAGCCCCAAGGGGGCCGAGAUGCAGAGGAGCUGGAUCCUGCUUACCUAGGUAAGGUACCUGGGACUCUUGACCCUUCCCCCAUUAAAUGCAGCCAAGAUGACCUCACCCAGCCUCCUCCCAGGGAAGAAGACUUACCAUGACUUGAAGGCCUACUGGGUGCCAGGCUCUGCCAUGGGUGGUUUACGUGCUUAAUUAGCUCAUUAAGUCCUGCCAUCAGGUUAGUUUUCUCCCAUUCUGAAGAAGAAAAAACUAAGCCUCAGAGAGGUAGAGUGACCUGCCUGAAGCCACACAGCCAGACAAUGACAGGCCUGAAGUUUGAACUUGGAGUAUCCAACACUAUGGUGUGCCUUCUUGGCACUGCAUAGCUGCCUCCCAGGAAAUGGCAGUGGAGAGGUCUCAGCUGGCUGUGUCCUCACGUGGGUCCCCUGACCUCUACGACUUCAAUUCUCCAUCUGGGAACCCACAUGCCAGGUCAGUGUUGAGACCUGGAUGACUCCCUCCCUCUGGGACAUGGAGUUCCAAUGUGCUGAGCUGGCGCUUCUGAUUCCACCCCCACAAUGACUCCAUUUGACAGAGGAGGAAACUGAGGCUCAGAGGGGGAAAUGAUUCUGCAGGGUCACGGCCUUGGGACUCCCGAGGGCCUGGGACUUUUGCUGAGUCUGUUCAUUGGAUGAUAAGAAUGAGGACCCCCCAAGGAUGCAGAGACUUUGGGAUGGGGUGGAGGGACAGGAACAAGGACACACAGGCAAUAAGGGAGAGCAGGCCUGGAACCCAGGACACCAGCUCCCAGCCUCUGCCCCUCACUGCAUCCUGGGGAAGGCGGAGGCCUGGCCCCUGGGUCCGGAUUAUUUCCUGAGAACGGGGAGGGGCCACGGGAAGUCUCCCCGCAUCACCCCACUCAGGUCCUGCCCAGACAGGAAAUGCCACGCAGUCCCCCCACCCACACCCCAGGGCCGUGGGAAAGCUUUGCCUGGGAUCCAGUGCUUCCAGCUCUGGCCCAGCCUCACUGGGGAUCUAGACCCUAACAGGGCCUGCGUGCCCUUGGACAAGGUCCUUCCCCUCUCGGGGCCUCAGUCUCCCGCUCUGUAGUCACAGAACUCUGCCACCUCCCGGCUGUAUGACCUCAGGCAGGUGGCUGUGCCCUUCUGAAGCUCAGCUCCCUCUUCUGUAAAGUAGGGGGCAGUACACACAGAGUGUGCUCCACCCACGGAGCCAUUAUCACCCCAGGCAAGGGUGUGACAGGGGAGGCCUUUGGAAAGAUCCCUAUGGCCCUCUGGGAAAGACGAGGAGCUUCCUUGGACUCAGGACCACACCAGGUACCUCUCUGCACCUCACUUUCCCAAUUUGUAGAAGAGGCAGAGCCAUGGC